AAUUAAAAUUUUUUAUUUGGAAGAAUUCAGAAUUCAAUUUUUUUCAAUAAUUUGAGCCAAUUUCCUGUCAUUACAUGUCAACAAAUUCAUAAAAUAUGUGACAAAAUAAAUUCGAACUUUAUUGACAAUUCGUCUAUUUUCACUUAACUUCCCAAUAUUAAGAUAUGGAGGAAGAAACCAAUCCAACCGAUAUACUUAAUAAAAGAGAAAUCUUGAACAAUAUUCUCAUGAUAACCGAGCUAGGUAUAGACCUACAGCAAAGAUGUUCCUCUGGAGAAAAAUAUAUUUCGUAUUUGAAAGCCUCCUUUGACAGAGCCAACAGAACCGUGCACACCUUGAACGAAUUGUCCAGAAAUGCCCUGGAAAGAGCUAAGAAACUGGCGAUUUUCACAUUGCAAGGGAUCAACCAGGACGAUCCCAUAUAUUCAGAGUAUGAAAAAAUUUUAGAGAUAAUCGAUAAGCAAUCCACAGAAGUUGACUCGCCUCAAAAUCUUGAGGCACCUUGGAAUGCCGAGAUUCGAAGAAUUCCAGAUAUGAAAAAAACAUAUGAUCUACCAACGACGAGCAGCUUGAGAAGCGUCAAAUCUGAUGUUGACGAAAAAUAUCCAGAAAACUUAUCGAAAGAAUCAUUGAUCGACCUAAAUAAUGUAGUUAACUUACCCCCCGUUCCAGAGGACAUUUUCACAAGUUUCUCUGGUAAACCCAUAAGGUCGGCAAGUCUUUCCUCAUUGAAGAGUAUCCGGAAAGUUAAACUAUUUCUUCAAAAAGCUGAAAGUUCGGAGGAAGAUGACAAUAGUUCAGAAAAUGAAGAUCAUGAUUUCUCCAAAUUAGUUUAUGGAGAUAACGAGGAACUAGUGAAGAGUACAGGUCCUCAUAGCCCAUCCAAAAAGUUGCUAUUAGGAAAUAUCAAAGAAGAAGCUCAAGAUUGAAAACAUAUAUUACAAAAAUUUGAAGGAAACCAAAUACGUCUGUAAAAAU
This is a messenger RNA of Coccinella septempunctata (seven-spotted ladybird), 978 nucleotides long. RefSeq lists its product as uncharacterized. The transcript is spliced from 3 exons. NCBI's taxonomy places the organism in Eukaryota, Metazoa, Arthropoda, Insecta, Coleoptera, Coccinellidae. The record is from RefSeq and is a predicted model, not a curated record. The coding region runs from base 165 to 929 and encodes 254 amino acids.